Messenger RNA from Elephantulus edwardii (Cape elephant shrew), 828 nucleotides. It is a transcript of the gene FGF3, whose product is annotated as fibroblast growth factor 3. Gene Ontology annotation, molecular function: fibroblast growth factor receptor binding; growth factor activity. Gene Ontology annotation, cellular component: cytoplasm. Lineage: Eukaryota; Metazoa; Chordata; Mammalia; Macroscelidea; Macroscelididae. The record is from RefSeq and is a predicted model, not a curated record. Gene Ontology annotation, biological process: positive regulation of gene expression; cell differentiation; regulation of cell migration. The coding region runs from base 1 to 828 and encodes 275 amino acids. The transcript is spliced from 5 exons.
AUGGAGGAAAUCGAGCUGUGGAGGCGUUCCUGGGGUGAGCGCCACCCGAGGUCUCCACGCGCGCCCGCGGCCCCUCCGCCACCCUCCGCGGCUGCCUUCACUGUGCGCCGCCUUUCAGGGACAUUCGUCAGCGCCACUUCCCCGCAAGUUGUUUUCGCGGACAUCAGUCAUCGCUGGCUCCUGCUGCUGAGCCUGCUGGAGCCCGGCUGGCCCGCGGCGGACACCGGAGCGCGGCUGCGGCGUGAUGCGGGCGGCCGCGGGGGCGUCUACGAGCACCUCGGAGGGGCGCCCCGGCGCCGCAAGCUCUACUGCGCCACCAAGUACCACCUGCAGCUGCACCCGAGCGGCCGCGUCAACGGCAGCCUGGAGGACAGCGCGUACAGCAUCCUGGAGCUCACAGCCGUGGAGGUGGGCGUCGUGGCCAUCCGGGGGCUUUUCUCUGGGCGCUACCUGGCCAUGAAUAGGAGAGGGCGCCUCUACGCCUCUGAGAGCUACAGCGCAGAGUGCGAGUUUGUGGAGCGCAUCCACGAGCUGGGCUACAACACCUACGCAUCACGGCUGUACCGUUCGGGGCCCGGGGCGUCCGGGGUGCGGCGCCCGCUCAGCGCACCUGAGAGACUGUGGUACGUGUCGGUCAACGGCAAAGGCCGGCCCCGCCGCGGCUUCAAGACGCGCCGCACGCAGAAGUCCUCGCUGUUCCUGCCCCGCGUGCUGGACCCCAAGGACCACGAGAUGGUGCGGCGGCUGCACAGCGACCUGGCCGGGUCACCCCGCGAGGGGCCCCGGAGGCGACGGCGGCGGAAGCAGAGCCGGGGCGCCCACGCCUAG